Messenger RNA from Prunus armeniaca (apricot), 192 nucleotides. The record is from the annotation of a GenBank genome assembly. Lineage: Eukaryota; Viridiplantae; Streptophyta; Magnoliopsida; Rosales; Rosaceae.
AUGUCAGUUUCAGCUGUGUUGGGGCCUCAAUUGGUGGCUAUGGGUGUGGCCGUGAAGAACCCAUCUGCGACGGCGUCGUUUGGGGUCCCAAAGACAUCCCCAUGGCGCGGCUCAGUUGGUGGAGGGUUUGAGUAUGAGGAAAAAGGUGAUUUUGCAACCUCAACAAAACAUUUCAGGCAGGUUUUGUUUUAA